AUGGACACUGGCGGUCUUGCUCAAAUGACUUACAACAACAUGUCCCUCAACACCUCUUCUCUCGGCGUUCCCGGAUCUGGAUUUGCUUCUCGGGGUAAAGGUUCUCAUAUCAAACGACUCAGCGUUCCACACCCAUCUAAACUCGAUCAGCGAGAUGAUGCUCACGGAUCCAUUUCAACUCCACGUACGAGCCGUUCUCACCUGCUUGCUGGGUUGAGGACUGCCCCCAAGCAACCUACCACUCCAUCUACCGCUCCACUGAUGCAGGAACAUCCUCAUCAGAAUGGCUUUGGUGGGAUGCAAAAUUACGGUGGCCACUCCAACGCGUACCUCGGUGGAGUUCCCCAAACUGCUACGGGGGUGUCGUUUAACCAUUCAAAGUCUUACAGCAGCGGAAACGCUGCUCAGACAUAUGGGCAGAUGUACUCUCUUCCCGAACAUGUCCUAGCUCCCCCGGCUCUCGAUCAUAUUCUUGAAGAAAAUGGUGAGCCCAUGGAUGAGGCCCUAUAUGCAGAGCUAGUCUCUACCAAUUUGUACCUCGCCGCUCAGCAACAGCGUCUUCAACAGCAGCUAGCCAGCGUUACUGCUGCUGCUCAACAGUUCCAGGCUCUUCACAUCGGAACUCCUAUGCAUUCCACCCAUGCACAGGCUCUUCAGCAGCAACAACAGCAGCUCUUCUCCCCGCUUCCUACCAUGGGAUUCUAUCAACAGCAGGCCCAGCAUGGAAUGCAGCCCGUUGUGCACCCUGUACCCGGAAAGCCCGGCGUGUUCUCAGUGUACAAUCCAAUGACUGGACAGCAGAGCUACGUGGUAGACAAUAGCGUCUACGAUGAGGUGCCGCUGUCUGCCGCACCAACUACGUCGACUUACGAAGACCAGAUUCGCUCUCCAGUGGAGUCUCACGCAAGCAACGGUGGCUUCCAUGCACACACUAAUGGCAACUCGAAUGGUCACACGAACGGAAACACGCCCUCGAUGUUCCGCACUUCCGCCCGUGUCUCUCCACCUCCAACGGAAUCACGUCAGUCUCCCGUCCGCAAUCACUCUUCGACCCCAUCUACCCGCAACCCGACACCGCCUCGUGAGGCUCAGUCUCAAGUGCAGCCCCAGCAGCAAGCCCGUCAAUCCCCUCCUCUUCAGUCUCCGGCACCUGGUAUCAAGCGUGACCACAAGAAGUCGCUGUCUUUGGCCGUCAAGCUUAUCAACGAAACCACUCGAUCUGGUAACAAUGGCGCUUCUACGCCUAAGUCAGCAAUGUUCCCACAGACCCCUGCUUCUGCAGGACCUGGUACCUUUGGACCUGGUCAAAACCGUGCUGGAGAGCAUGCAAUUCGUCAGCCCCGUGGACCACCACCGCUUGAGGAACUCGUUGCCAAGCCCACGACGAAGCAUGAGGGAAGCAAGAACUUUGCCACUCGCCAACGCCGUAGGGCCGUACACAGCCUUGUGCGUGCUAGACUAGAGCGGAACACUUCCACAUCUACAUCCAACGGCAACUCCCACAGCACAGGCAGCGUGACUCCUUCCAGUGAACAUGGAAACGAGCAUGAGGGUGAGGGUGAAUUUUCCUUCUCGCCAUCCGAUGGUGAUGCUGAUAGCAGCUCCUCCCUCUCUGGCCGACGAAGCCUAGGAAGCCUGCGUGCUGCUGCCAAUGGAGCCAUUGGAUCAGAAAGGAAGCAGGUUGCUGGCCCCACGAAUAAUGGAGCCGGGGAGCUCGAUGCCGGUCGCAGGAAGAUGCCAAUCAUGGUUCUGUCCAACGCGGAGAAAAGAAAGAGCACUGUUAUGUAA
Trichophyton benhamiae CBS 112371 is the source of this 1788-nucleotide messenger RNA. RefSeq lists its product as uncharacterized. Bases 1 to 1788 code for a protein of 595 amino acids. NCBI's taxonomy places the organism in Eukaryota, Fungi, Ascomycota, Eurotiomycetes, Onygenales, Arthrodermataceae. The record is from RefSeq and is a predicted model, not a curated record. The transcript has a single exon.